AUGACGACUAAACCAUUCAUGGGAACUCGCAAUUCCAGAAGCCCUCCUCUCUACGCUGGACGGUUCUGCCUGACGGACGUCGGUGUUGUACCAAAGUUCUAUACGGGAUCGGACCAUCGCCUCCUCCGAGAAAGAUUUUCCUUCACAAGGAGAGCAGAGAAAGCCGCCAAGUUCGGAGGGAGAAAUCCCAGGACUAUCAUCAACUGGGAUCUCUUCGCUACGCUAGCCGGCUUUUGGGAAGAUUCCGCAAUGGACAACAUCGACGAGGAAUAUGACCGGCUUGUUGAACACCUUCACGACUGCGCGAAGAAGGCUGAGAGUUUUAAAACCACCAAGAGGCGCCUGUCUCUUGAAACUCUUGAGCUGAUACGCCAGCGUGGAGCAGCACGAGCCGCAGGGAACCAAGAACUCACGUCCGAGCUCGCAAGGCUUUGCAGAGAGGCGAUAAAGGAAGACCUUAAAGAGAGAAGAGCAGAAGUGCUGGCUGAAGCUGCAGAGGCGGGGAAAAGCAUCCGCUAUGCCCGUCGAGACUUCGCCAGUCACAAGACGAGGAUGACUGCUCUCCGGAACCCAAAGGGAACAGCAAUUGCAUCGAGAACGGGGAUGGAGAAAAUCAUCUACGACUUCUACUCUGAUCUCUUCGACAGCCAUGUCCACUUGCCUCCUCACCAUCUGAGGGAAAAUGGACAAGUCAUUCCAGAGGUUCUCCCGUCCGAAAUACGACAUGCUAUCAUGUCGGUAAGAAAUCGUACUGCACCCGGUCCCGACAGAAUAGGACAAGAACACCUGAAGAGCCUUCCGCCAGUACUCAUCAACACCCUGGCGAGGCUCUUUACACGUUAUCUGUCGGAAUGCAAGGUUCCUAAACCGUGGAAGACCAGCAAGACCGUGUUGUUGUAUAAAAAGGGAGAUCCACAUGACAUCGGCAACUAUCGUCCAAUCUGCUUACUGUCCGUCAUCUACAAGCUCUUUACAAGAGUGAUCCUUAAUAGGAUUGAAAAAGUCUCGGAUGAAGGACAGCCAUGCGAGCAAGCAGGGUUUCGAAAAGGAUUCAGCACGAUUGACCACAUUCACACUGUUUCGAAACUCAUCGAGGUAUCACGAGAGUACAAGAUGCCGCUCUGUCUCACCUUCAUCGACUUGAAAAAGACCUUCGACUCAGUUGAGACGGAAGAGGUCGUGGAAGCCUUGGACAAUCAAGGCGUCCCUACUCAGUACAUAAAGGUACUUCGAGAGUUAUACAGAAACUUCACGACCAGAAUUUCGCCAUUCUACAAGAACAUCAUCAUUGACGUGAAGAGGGGGGUCCGACAGGGUGAUACAAUUUCACCCAAAAUAUUCACAGCCACCCUCGAGAACGCAAUGCGAAAGUUGGAAUGGGACGACAUGGGAGUGAAGGUUGAUGGUCGGCAGCUACACCAUUUGCGCUUUACUGAUGACAUCGUACUGAUAACACCUAGCAUCAGCCAAGCGGAACGAAUGCUGACCGAAUUCGACGAAACAUGUGGAUGCAUCGGUCCUCAGCUGAAUCUACAAAAGAAAUCUGUUCAUGCGCAACGGAUGAGUCUCGGAUGCCCCAUUCACGCUCAACGGAACGAACAUAUCCGAAUGCACCAGCUACGUUUAUCUGGGUCGGGAAUUGAACAUGAUGAACGACCUGACCUCCGAGCUGGGCAGGAGGAGAAGAGCGGCUUGGGGAGCAUACAAUAG
This is a messenger RNA of Necator americanus (New World hookworm), 1710 nucleotides long. RefSeq lists its product as uncharacterized. The record is from RefSeq and is a predicted model, not a curated record. NCBI's taxonomy places the organism in Eukaryota, Metazoa, Nematoda, Chromadorea, Rhabditida, Ancylostomatidae. The coding region runs from base 1 to 1710 and encodes 569 amino acids. The transcript has 2 exons.